CGUUGUGUCUUCUUCACUAGAGGUUUCUCGGCCUUCAAAUAAAGAGAUGGAUACGGAGAAGGUUUCUGGUAUGGAAGUUGUGGCUCCGGUUGUUGAGCAAGUGAGUGAUAAUGCGGAUGUUUCUAAGGAAUCUAAUCAAUGGGUUUAUGCUAGUAAGAAGCUGGCUAAACGUGAAGAGAAGAAGUUGUUCUCCAAGAAGCAGGGCAAAGGACUUAAUAGUCAAUCUCGACAGAGAUUUAUCAGAAGCUGGAUUACUAAAAAUAAGCCCCUAAUGGGUAGCAUUUUGGAGUCUCAUGUGUCUGCAGAGAACGCAGAUUUUGUUAUGCAGGCUACCUUUCCUGGUUGGAGGAAGUCUGAUAAUUAUGAGCUCGCAGAGAAUGGAAGAAUUUGGGUAGUAUGGGACCCCUCUGUAUCUGUUAUUGUCUUCCACAAGACAGCUCAGCUAAUGGUGUGUGGUGUUCUGGUCCCUGCAACAGGCGAGAGCUUCUCUGCUAUUUUUGUUUAUGGGUACAACACAGUGGUUCUGAGGAGAUCAUUGUGGGAUGAGAUGACGUCUAUUGUUCUUAAUUCUCCGGCGCGGUUCAGACCACUUUUGGUUCUUGGGGACUUUAAUCAGAUUGCCUCAUCUUCUGAGCACUUCUCUAUUCUUCCUCAUCCACUCCCACUGGCUGGUAUGGCUGAGUUAAAUAGCUGCUUGGAGAAUAAUGAAUUAUUUGAUCUUCCAAGCAGAGUUAUUGCUCAUCAGGGAACAAACGCAAUUAAGGUGUUAAGAGGUUUGGAUGAUGAAAGAGUCGAAAAUUCAGAUCAGAUUAAGGACAUGUUGGUGUCAUAUUUUCAGAAUCUGCUGGGUACUGAAAGUUCUGGUGUCACUCCUCUAUCUGUUGAUGACGUUAGAGAGGUGAUUUCUUUUAGAUGCUUGCCUGACCUAGCUUCUCAGCUUCUACAGAUUCCUUCAAGGGAUGAAGAAACAAUGGCUACCGGACAAAACAGAACAACUUUGCCAGAGAAUCUGAAGAAACACCUCGCGGUUUCAGUUCGAAACAUUCAAUGGAGUUAUGGUAUAUUUUGGUCUAUCUCUGCUUCUCAGUCUGGAGUAUUAGAAUGGGGAGAUGGAUAUUAUAAUGGAGAUAUCAAAACGAGGAAGACGAUUCAAGCUUCGGAGAUCAAAGCUGAUCAGCUUGGUCUACGGAGGAGCGAGCAACUUAGCGAGCUUUACGAGUCCCUUUCUGUCGCUGAAUCUUCUUCCUCCGGCGCAGCCGCCGGAUCUCAAGUAACUAGACGAGCUUCCGCCGCCGCACUUUCACCGGAAGAUCUAGCCGACACCGAGUGGUACUAUUUGGUUUGUAUGUCUUUCGUCUUCAACAUUGGUGAAGGAAUGCCUGGACGGACGUUUGCGAACGGUGAACCGAUAUGGUUGUGCAACGCUCAUACGGCGGAUAGUAAAGUCUUUAGCCGCUCUCUUCUAGCAAAAAGUGCUUCGGUUAAGACAGUGGUUUGCUUCCCGUUUCUUGGAGGAGUCGUUGAGAUUGGUACCACCGAACAUAUUACAGAAGACAUGAACGUAAUACAAUGCGUGAAGACAUCAUUCCUUGAAGCCCCUGAUCCUUACGCUACAAUAUUACCAACAAGAUCCGAUUAUCACAUGGACAACGUUCUCGAUCCGCAACAGAUUCUAGGCGACGAGAUUUACGCGCCUAUGUUCAGUUCGGAGCCUUUUCCAACAGCUUCUCCGAGCAGGACUACCAACGGUUUUGAUCCGGAACAUGAACAAGUAGCAGAAGAUCAUGAUUCGUUCAUGACCGAAAGAAUCACUGGAGGAGCUUCUCAGGUGCAAAGCUGGCAGCUUAUGGACGACGAGCUUAGUAACUGCGUUCACCAGUCGCUUAAUUCCAGCGAUUGCGUCUCUCAAACGUUUGUUGAAGGGGCGGGUGGACGGGUUUCUUACGGUGCAAGAAAGAGUAGGGUUCAAAGACUAGGGCAAAUUCAAGAGCAGCAAAGAAAUGUGAAGACGUUGUCAUUUGAUCCAAAAAACGACGACGUUCAUUACCAAAGUGUGAUCUCCACGAUUUUUAAGACCAACCAUCAGUUAAUUCUCGGACCGCAGUUUCGAAACUGCGAUAAGCAGUCAAGCUUCACGAGGUGGAAGAAAUCAUCGUCAUCAUCAUCAGGAACCGCCACGGUCACUGCACCAUCUCAAGGAAUGUUAAAGAAAAUUAUUUUCGAAGUUCCGCGAGUGCACCAGAAAGAGAAGUUAAUGUUGGACUCACCAGAGGCCAGAGAUGAAACCGGGAACCACGCGGUUUUAGAGAAGAAACGGCGCGAGAAAUUGAACGAACGGUUCAUGAUUUUGAGAUCAAUCAUUCCUUCAAUCAACAAGAUCGAUAAAGUAUCGAUUCUUGACGAUACGAUAGAGUAUCUUCAAGAACUCGAGAGACGGGUUCAAGAACUAGAAUCUUGCAGAGAAUCAACCGAUACAGAAACCCGUGGGACGAUGACGAUGAAGAGGAAGAAACCAUGCGAUGCAGGAGAAAGAACAUCAGCUAAUUGCACAAACAAUGAAACCGGAAAUGGGAAGAAAGUUUCGGUUAACAAUGUUGGUGAAGCCGAGCCAGCAGAUACCGGUUUUACCGGUUUAACCGAUAAUUUAAGGAUUGGUUCGUUCGGUAAUGAGGUGGUUAUUGAGCUUAGAUGUGCUUGGAGAGAAGGAGUAUUGCUUGAGAUAAUGGAUGUGAUUAGUGAUCUCAACUUGGAUUCUCAUUCGGUUCAAUCCUCGACCGGAGACGGUUUGCUCUGCUUAACCGUCAAUUGCAAGCACAAGGGGUCAAAAAUAGCGACACCAGGAAUGAUCAAAGAGGCACUUCAAAGGGUUGCAUGGAUCUGUUGAAGACUACUUAGUUAAAAUUGACAGAAAAGGAAAAGAAAUCCCGGUUUGGUUCCUAUUCUUUGGUAUUCUUCUAACCGGGUUUUAGGUAUUCAUGUAAAAUCAAAACCUUAUAUUUUG
Molecule: messenger RNA, 3001 nt
Organism: Arabidopsis arenosa
Lineage: Eukaryota; Viridiplantae; Streptophyta; Magnoliopsida; Brassicales; Brassicaceae
Source: the annotation of a GenBank genome assembly